Molecule: messenger RNA, 933 nt
Organism: Macrosteles quadrilineatus (aster leafhopper)
Lineage: Eukaryota; Metazoa; Arthropoda; Insecta; Hemiptera; Cicadellidae
Exons: 1
Coding region: 1-933 (310 amino acids)
Biological process (GO): DNA integration
Molecular function (GO): nucleic acid binding
Source: RefSeq, a predicted model, not a curated record
AUGAGGCUUUUAGUCUUCGAUUAUAAGACAACUUAUCUACCUGGGAAAGAAAACUUCACGGCAGAUUGUUUAUCUCGAAGUCCUGGAAACAUCAAAGAAGACUUCGUCAAAGACAGAAUCUAUGAACUGACUGUAGACGAUGCACUAUUCAUCAGGAGCAUUGUAGAAACUUUCCCGUGUUCAGAUAAACGGCUAGAAGAAAUUAAACAAGCUCAAGGUAAUGAUCCCGAGAGUCGAGAAAUCUUGUCGUCAAUUUUGGAGAAUAAUUGGCGUAAGAACUCAAUAUUUUGGAAAUUUAGAGAUGAACUUGUUUUGGAAGAUGGUUUGAUAGUAAAAGGAAGACGAAUGUUCAUACCUAGAAGCUUACGGAAAGAAAUUUUAAGCAAAAUUCACGAAGGCCAUUUAGGUAUAGUGAAAUGUCGUUCAAGAGCAAAAGAAUCCGUCUGGUGGCCGGGCUGUUCGAGAGAUGUCAAGUCUGAAGUAGAAAACUGUCUUGUGUGUCUUGAACACCGUCAAGUGAACAAAGAGCCUUUGAUGCCCACAGAACUACCAAAAGGUCCUUGGGUUUAUCUUUCCGCAGAUCUAUUUAUUUGUAAUAGAAAGUGGUUCUUGGUGGUUCAAGACUAUUAUUCAAGAUUUAUUGAAUUAGUUGAACUCAGUGUUCUGUCCUCCAAUUUGGUUGUAGGAAAGUUAAAGAACAUUUUUGCAAGACAUGGAAAUCCAUACAAGAUUCGGACUGAUGGCGGAACUCAAUUCACAUCACAAGAGUUCAAGGAUUUUGCAAAAGAGUAUGGGUUUGAAGCAACUACAACCAGUCCGUACUUUCCUCAGGCAAACGGUGGUGCUGAAAACGCAGUGUCAAUAGCUAAAAGAAUAUUGUUGAAAAAUAAAGAUCAAAAUCUAGGGUUAUUAGUUUCCGCACAACGAAGUUAG